AUGAAGUGUCUGCUGAGACUCGUUUGUUUGUUGCUUUUAGCAGCAUUUAGCAGUGGAACCGUUCUGCCGUUGAAAAAAGCCAGACUCCCCGACAAGCCCUCGUCUCCGCGAGUUUCAGAAGCUACCCCGAAACUCGCCGAUGUCCAGCCAGACUUUCCCAACAAGAACAUUUACGACCAGGAAAUGAGUCAGUACUCGUCUACCCUGGAUAAGCUUAAGUCCAGUGGAGUGCUCAUCACAAAGGAAACAAUGGACAUUAAUAAAUGGAACAAACUAGGCCUCAAGAAGAUGGCCCAAACAGCUAAAAGCUUUGAUCUUUCUGGGUUGAGUGGAGACUCGGCCAAGGACCCAAUUGUGCUGCCUCCAGAUACAAAGGCAUUGUUCUUGUUUAAUACUCAGUCCAGCGUUGGUCCCUCGUCCAUCUCGACCAUGAAGCUAUCUGUUCCGUUUGACAUUAAUAAGAGCUACCAACUGGUGGACUACAGUCUGCUGCUACCGUUCAAAUACUUGAGCGCCAAAAAAGAUUUUGGCAGUUUCAUCACCAGUGUUAGGAAAGAGUCGAACAACGGACUCCUCUACUACAACGGAGACUCCAAGCUGGACAUCAAGUCUCCUGUGUUUAUUAUGGUGUUUGCCGAGAGCCAGAAAAAUUCAAAGUCCACCCUAUUUGACAUUUUUGCGCGGGGAUGGAUCAAGUUUGUUGGAUCAUUUGACCUGUCACACUCUGCAUUUUGCUCCGUGAAAGACAUGAACACAAACACCUGCACCAAAAUCAAUCAAGACGGACGAUCCAUCGACGUUUUACCUGCAUUCGCUAACUCCAGGCUCAACCUUAACGAUCUGUUUAGCACAAACACUCGGAUCCCAAAAAGAGACAUUGACAGCUCGCUCCUACAACCGCAAUUUCGCAAGUUUGCCACGUUUGCAAACUUCACAACGCUCAACGUUAAUGACGAGGACCCUUUCAAAUCGGUCAAAAUUCAGGUCAGCGAUCCUGCCCUGACCUCGAACGGACUCAACUUCAAAAACGGCUCUUUGUGCAACUCGAUCGACAAUGAAGGGAAUGAGGUGCGCAACUCCACGAAACUGCCCGACGCAAAACUGAGCGACCUGUAUCCAAAUGCCAAGUCCCCAAAGUCGUUCCCUCGCGGAGUUCACUACUCGCAAGUGAUCUUUCCCCACCAGAACCAAAUUGACAAACGCCUUGAGUAG
This is a messenger RNA of Ogataea philodendri, 1212 nucleotides long. RefSeq lists its product as uncharacterized. The coding region runs from base 1 to 1212 and encodes 403 amino acids. The transcript has a single exon. The record is from RefSeq and is a predicted model, not a curated record. NCBI's taxonomy places the organism in Eukaryota, Fungi, Ascomycota, Pichiomycetes, Pichiales, Pichiaceae.